CCCUUUUUACUUAUCCUUCACUUCUUCCUGCUCCUCAGUAUGUGUAACACGUGAAGGUCUCAACAAUGGCGGAUCACUCCACCUUCCAUUAAAACCCCCCAAAAGAUAAGAACCCCAUUCUCAAUCUCAAUCUUGUUUCAUCGCAGAAAAAAAUCAGCAAUUUUGAUUUAAUUUUUGGUUAGAAUUAUGUCGAUUUCUCGUUCACUAUGUCUACUACAACCAACACCAAUUUCUUCAAAUAAAUCUUUUCUUCCUUAUCGAUUUAAAAAGUUUGAUAAAAAUUUAUGUACUUCUAGUACUGGAUUGAAAUGGGGAGUUGCAAGGAAAAAAGGAAUGUUAUUUUCCAUGAAUGCAGUUUCUGCUGAAGAUUUUGCUGUAAAUGUAGGAGAAGAUUUACCUGAAAAUUACGGAGAUUGGUUUCCUGAGAAAGAUGUUAAAGAUAAGAGAAGAGCUGGAAUUCUUCUUCAUCCAACAUCUUUACAUGGGAAUUAUGGUAUUGGUGAUCUUGGUGAUGACGUUUUUAACUUCUUGGAUUGGCUUCAUGAUGCUGGCUGUUCUGUCUGGCAGGUACUUCCUCUUGUUCCACCAGGUAGGAAGGCUAAUGAAGAAGGGUCCCCUUACUCUGGCCAGGAUGCGAAUUGUGGGAAUACGCUAUUGAUAUCUCUUGAAGAGCUAGUUAAGGAUGGUUUAUUGAACAAGGAUGAGCUUCCGGAACCAAUGGAUGCAGAGCGAGUGAAAUUUGAAGCUGUUGCUAAUGUAAAGGAACCUUUAAUAGCCAAGGCUGCAGAAAGGCUCAUUCAGAGUGAAGGGGAUCUCAAUGAACAGCUUGAAGAAUUUCGUAAAGACCCUGAAAUUUCUGGAUGGCUCGAGGAUGCAGCUUAUUUUGCUGCAAUUGACAACUCUUUAAAUACCUUCACUUGGAAUGAGUGGCCUGAACCUUUAAAAAAUCGCCAUAUCGUGGCUUUGGAAGGAAUCUACGAGACAGAAAGUGACUUCAUAAACAACUUCAUUGCUCAACAGUUCUUAUUCCAAAGGCAAUGGCAUAAAGUUCGCAAAUAUGCACAGUCAAAGGGAAUCAGGAUAAUGGGGGACAUGCCUAUUUAUGUAGGUUAUCACAGCGCAGAUGUCUGGGCAAAUAAGAAACAAUUCUUAUUGAACAGAAGUGGUUUUCCAGUCCUCGUUAGUGGUGUUCCCCCUGAUGCCUUCAGCGAAACUGGUCAAUUGUGGGACAGUCCGUUAUAUGAUUGGAAAGCUAUGGAGGCUGUUGGCUUUUCUUGGUGGGUACAGAGAAUUCGUCGUGCACAUGAUCUCUAUGAUGAAUUCCGGAUAGAUCAUUUUCGAGGAUUCGCUGGAUUUUGGGCUGUUCCUGCAGAAUCAAAGAUUGCAAUGUUUGGCAAAUGGAAGGCAGGACCGAAGAAAGCAUUAUUUGAUGCCAUCUUCAAAUCUGUUGGAAAGAUCGAUAUAAUUGCAGAGGACCUGGGAGUCAUAACGGAGGAUGUUGUUCAACUAAGGAAAGCGAUUGGAGCACCUGGAAUGGCUGUCCUCCAAUUUGGUUUUGGAGGGGACUCGGAAAACCCUCAUUUGCUUCAUAACCAUGAGAGUGAUCAAGUGGCAUAUACCGGUACUCAUGACAAUGACACGGUUCGAGGCUGGUGGGAAAACUUGAAAGAAGAAGAGAAAUCAAGUGUACUCAAGUAUCUCGCAAUAAGCGAAGAAGGUGAUAUAUCGUGGACCCUUAUACGUGUUUUACUCUCCUCGGUGGCUAGAACUGCCAUCAUACCCAUGCAAGAUAUCCUUAGUCUGGGAAGUUCGGCAAGGAUGAAUAUUCCAGCUACACAGUUUGGAAAUUGGAGUUGGAGAUUACCUAGCUCGUUGAGUUUCAAUGACCUGGAACCCAAGGCAAAGAAGCUGAGGGAUAUUCUUUCAAUGUACGGAAGAGUGUCCUCAUAGAUUGCAACAAUUCUAUCUACAUUAUGAAAUGCAAUCUACUUCUGUCCUGCUAAGUAAGUCAAAAUUAUGUCAUUGAUUUGCAAACUAUUUAUGUAAGGCCAUUUGUGGAUUUCCACUAGAUACAAUUUAGUUAGUUACUAGUUGUCAUUCUUCAAUUAGGAUAAUAAGGUUAUGGCUUCGAAUUUUUACACUAAGCUUGACACUUAGCAGUCCUAAGCCAAAAGCUGAUGAAACAGAAGCUACAGAUUAGCAAUGCACAAUGCCUUGUUUUGCUGAUAAAGCUCUAUUGAUGAAUUGGAAUCCACUGAAAGCACACUUGAAAGACACUUCUUUCCUUGUGGCUUGUCUAUGCUUCUGAAAUACUAUCAAGUUUAAGGGCAAUAAAUUAUUUCCUUGCUUAGACUUCAUUAGACUCUUUCUCUCUUCUCAUUUACUUGAGUAAUUUUUGUAAUGUCUUUUACUUUUACUUGUCAACUACUUUAGGUGGAAAUUCAAAGAUCC
Papaver somniferum (opium poppy) is the source of this 2451-nucleotide messenger RNA. Its product is annotated as 4-alpha-glucanotransferase, chloroplastic/amyloplastic-like. The record is from RefSeq and is a predicted model, not a curated record. The transcript has 16 exons. Bases 187 to 1950 code for a protein of 587 amino acids. Lineage: Eukaryota; Viridiplantae; Streptophyta; Magnoliopsida; Ranunculales; Papaveraceae. Gene Ontology annotation, biological process: carbohydrate metabolic process. Gene Ontology annotation, molecular function: 4-alpha-glucanotransferase activity.